Molecule: messenger RNA, 384 nt
Organism: Agelaius phoeniceus (red-winged blackbird)
Lineage: Eukaryota; Metazoa; Chordata; Aves; Passeriformes; Icteridae
Source: RefSeq, a predicted model, not a curated record
AUGGAUCUCAAGGUGGUCUGUGCACUCUCCAUCACCCUCAUCAUAGCCCUCAGCACCCUGGCGGAGGGAAGUGCACCUCCAACAAAAUGCCAGUGUAAAGUGGUUCCCAGGGAGAGGACAAACUGUGGCUACCCAGGGAUCUCAGCAGCAGAGUGCAAGAGAAUUGGGUGCUGCUUCAAUGCCUCAGUCCCCAGCGUGCCCUGGUGCUACAACCCCAAACCAAAGAAAGUGAAGAAAGUGUGUCCCAAUGAUCCCUACACCAGGAUAAACUGUGGCUACCCUGGCAUCAAGCCCAGGGAGUGCACAAGGAAGGGCUGCUGCUUCAGGGCACACCCCGCCGGUGUCCCCUGGUGCUUCUACCACCGCGUUGUGGAGGAAGGCUAG